Messenger RNA from Polypterus senegalus (gray bichir), 6404 nucleotides. Its product is annotated as alpha-1B adrenergic receptor-like. The record is from RefSeq and is a predicted model, not a curated record. The transcript is spliced from 2 exons. Gene Ontology annotation, cellular component: membrane. NCBI's taxonomy places the organism in Eukaryota, Metazoa, Chordata, Cladistia, Polypteriformes, Polypteridae. Gene Ontology annotation, biological process: adenylate cyclase-activating adrenergic receptor signaling pathway; regulation of vasoconstriction; regulation of cardiac muscle contraction. Gene Ontology annotation, molecular function: alpha1-adrenergic receptor activity. Bases 336 to 1838 code for a protein of 500 amino acids.
CCCGCCGCAGAGCGCUGCGCUUAAGCGGAGAGCUGCUCUUCUGUGGGACCCCAGUCGCCGAGACUCACACAUGAAUACCACGAUUGGGGGGGUCAAAGAACAGAAUGAAACUUUUUGCCCACUUCUUCGGUUAUCAUCAGAGACAGAAGGGUCCUUAAUCUCCUUGCUCCGUUUACAAGCCCGGUUCGGGUUCUCUGGUAUUCGUUUUUGUUAUUUUGUGUUCGCCUCUAAGUUGCCGUCGCCCGCUCGACAAAGUGGCCGAGAAGCUGGUUUGUUAAAGGUAUACGUUUGUGCGGAAAUCCCACGGUCUGCUAUGGAGGAACUCAACUUCCAAAAUGUGUUUAGACAGUAAUGGUGCUUUGGAUCUGGGGUGUAACGAAUCAUUUGCACGCCUUGUGCCACUGUACCAGGAGCUCGCCUCGAACACUUCCAAUGGGACCUCCGAACAAGAGCCGCUCCCAUCCUUGGACAUCACCAGAGCUGCCACGGUGGGGCUCAUCCUCGGCGCUUUCAUCCUCUUUGCUAUCGUUGGCAACAUUUUGGUGAUCCUUUCCGUGGCGUGCAACAGGCACCUGCAGACCCCGACUAACUACUUCAUCAUCAAUCUGGCCAUCGCGGACCUGCUGCUCAGCACCACCGUGCUGCCGGUGUCCGCCACCAGGGAGAUCAUUGAUUACUGGGUGUUUGGCAGAAUAUUUUGUGACAUCUGGGCUGCGGUGGACGUCCUGUGCUGCACUGCCUCCAUAAUGAGCCUGUGCGUCAUCUCCAUCGACAGAUACAUCGGAGUGCGCUACUCGCUCCAGUACCCCAGCAUCGUGACGGGGAAGAAGGCGCUGCUGGCGCUGCUCGGGGUCUGGAUUCUGUCCAUGGUCAUCUCCAUCGGACCACUGCUGGGAUGGAAGGAGCCGGCCCCGGCCGACGAGACGGAGUGCAACAUCACCGAGGAGCCCUUCUACGCGCUCUUCUCCUCCCUGGGCUCUUUCUACAUCCCCCUCAUUGUGAUCAUCGCCAUGUACUGCCGGGUGUACAUCGUGGCCAAACGGACUACGCGGAACCUGGAAGCAGGGGUGAUGAAGGAGAGAUCGGACUCCAAGGAGUUCACGCUGCGAAUCCAUUACAAAGCCACGCAGGACGACCUCGGGGGCGUCAAUAAAUGCCGAGGCCACCACGCCAGGAGCUCGUUGUCGGUCAAACUCCUCAAGUUUUCCAGGGAGAAGAAGGCCGCCAAGACGCUGGGGAUCGUGGUGGGAAUGUUCAUCCUCUGCUGGCUGCCGUUCUUCAUUGUGCUGCCGCUAGGUUCCUUCUUCACCCAACUCCGAGCGCCGCCCACCAUUUUUAAGGUGAUCUUCUGGCUGGGAUACUUCAACAGUUGUCUGAAUCCCAUCAUCUAUCCGUGUUCAAGCAAGGAGUUCAAGAGGGCCUUCCUGCGCAUCCUCAAGUGCCAGUGUCGCCGUAAGAAGCGCCCCGGCUGGAAGGCCUACAGCUACCGCAGCUGGAACAUCAGCUCCUCCGAGAACUCCAGGAAGGACUCCAUGGACGACAGCUCCAUCUACCUGAACGGCAGCCAGAGGACGUUGUCUUCGGCCAACCCCAGUCCAAGCUACAUGAACAAGAGUCUCCAGCAGAGCCUGGAGUUAAACGCCAUGCCAGACUUUCGAGCCUUCCACAUUGGCCAGGCAGAGGGGUCCCACAAACAGUACCGCUCCCUGAGGGUGGUCAGCGAGUACAAUGGCUUUGUGAUGUCGCGGAGGCCAUCAGAAGACUUGCCGAGGAUCAGGGAGGUUGACGACGCCCUUCCGAAUGGACUGUUCCUGUCGCCAUGUGUAGGUCGGAAUUAGGAAAACCCUCAUGAAGUUUUAGGGGGUGCUGCAUACGGUGGCCAUUUCUGUCCCAUUGGUGCUACUCCUUGACAUUUGCACUUGUGUAUGAUGGGGGUGUUGGGUUUGGAAUAUGCGGGGGCCAAUAUUAAAAUACCACCUCCGGAGAUCACGGCCGCUUGUCAACCUUAAUGGAGAGUUCAUACGUACUGUCAGACACUUUCAGGUGGGACGUCUGAGGACUCCCGCCUUCCCUGCUGUUUUCAUGCCCGCAGUGUGUUACAAUGGACCAACUCUGCAUGGGACCCCCAAUUCCACUCUGCUUCACUGAAGUAGUGGUGUUGGUACAUGCAGGCCCAUAAUGGACGUCAUGAGACGAGACUGAAAGACCACUGGGCAUCUUUAAGUGUGCUGAGAAAUAAAACAAAUCAUGAUAAUGGAGGACGAGUGUGCGUAAAGCUGUCUGCAUUCAUCCACUCUUAUGUCCUUUGGUGCAGUGCAUGCUGGGUCAUAUAAAUCAGCUCUCUUCCAGGUUAGCAGGUGGAAUCUUCUGGAAGGCAGGAGAUGAGGGCCAAACUCAGGAAUGAACAUUUUUUUUUUUUUUAUCAGGGGUCAGUUACAUUUGCAUUUAUUUGCUUAGUCAACGCUUUAAUUUCUAAAAUGACCUACAAAAGUGGUCAACAGAAAUGAGCAGUCAUCAAUCUGGGGGACUGUGUGGCAGCAGAGGUGACAGGACAAGGUGACAAGAUUUGUCAUCACAAGCGAGGAGCUCAGAACAGGGAAGGACACCACACUUCCUUAGUGACCUGCCAAAGUCAUUAAGAGUUAGAAAUUCACAGAACCAGAGGGUCUUCUUAAACACACCAAGGGGGGCAGCAAGGGAGACCACAUGAAAAGAGUCUGGACUGAGAUUUGACGUCUAGUCAUCACCAGCAGACCUGAGUGCUUCAGAAGGAGCAGUGGACCACCCAAGUGUCUCCAUGUGUGACCCAAAGACCACUCUGCAGAUGCGCAUCGAGCUUAAUAUGGGACACAACAUGGAGCCAGUGAAGUGAUCUAAAAAGUGGAGUCAUGUGUGCCCACCAUGGCUGGCUGCAUACCAGACACGCUUGGUGACCUGCCAGCAGUGAGAUGCCAGACAUGACAAGAGCAAAGCCAGGACCAGGACUUGUGCUGCACACUCCGUCAGAUAUGGAGUUGACCGUUGGUCCUUCAAGGAUGGCUGGUCAUUGAUCACCACCUCAAGGUGGCUUACAGACAUGGCGGGUGUUUGUCAUUACGAGGCGAGCUGAACAGAGAUGGGGUGCUGAAUAAACAGACGAGCUGGGAUCACGUAAACGUCCGACAUGUUGAGCGCUGGAGGAGGUGUUUCUUCAUCCAGGGUUCAAGAUCAGCGAGACAUGCAGGGAUUCUGCUGAUACCGUGCUGGCUGAAGACCCAAUGGAGCCCUUGGCGGGGGCAGAGGGCGUAGGUGGGGCCCUCUCGGCGUCCAAACUCUACAUGUCACUAAAACACUAUCAGUUGGUGUCCAUAGUGGGUGGAGGGCAGAGAGGUCUUGAUUUACAUGAACGGCGCCCCUUGUUGUCCGUGGAGCGCAUUCAGUAUUGUUAGACUUUGAGGACCGGGGGGGCUUCCCUUUGGUGUCGGGAGUUCACACCCCUUGAGUUAAAACAAGAACAGGAAUGUAUUUCUUAUGUAGCCCAAAACCACACAAGGAAUGCCUCGGUGGGUUUAACAGGCCCCCAAGAAAACAAGAAAAAUACGGAAGAAAUCUUAACUUUCAGUUACUACAAAUGUUUGUGAUGCACCGUCUGUUGGAAUGACAGAGACAUAACAACUGGAUGGACACACACACUGACAAUUAUCAUUUUAUUAAUGUGUAUUGAGUUAUUAUUGUCACUUGGUUGUGGUGUGGUGCUGCAGCAAGGACACCAGCGUUCACCUCAUGGCUCUUCCCUGUGUGGAAUGUUCUCCCCGUGUCUGAGUGGAUCUUCUCACACACCCCACAGACAUGCGGGUCCGGCAGAUUGGCUGUGCUGAGUUGGCCAUCAUGUGUGUUUGUGUGCUCACCCUGUGAUGGACUGGCGUCCUGUCCAGGUAUUGUUCCUGCCUUGUGCCCGAUGCAUUCUGGGAUCACCUCCAGCCCCCCACGACCCUGUUCAGGAUUAAAUGGGCUUAGAAAAUGGGAUGGUGCUGUCACUUGUACAGAGUCCAGUGAAAUAUUCACAUGUACUCAUUCAUAUGCAACACUCACGACAGCCUGACCUUGAAAUAAUGGUGGAGAGUCUGAGCGCCAUCACUAAUGACAUACCCAAUUACAGCGCCCUCUAGUGUCUGAACUCUGUUAUAAGUUUACAAGGUGCUUAUGAUCACCUGUAGAUCUCCUCUCUUGUGGACGGGCGUCCCAAACACGGCCUUAAAGGUGUGAGGCCUCCAAAUACUAACCAGACCAGGCCUCCUUCACCCCAACGGGGGCCUGAUCCCAGCUCCAGUGGCCUGUCUCAGCUUUAGUAGGCCCAAAAAUAAGUGGCAUUGUCUCAAAAUCUCCCAAGAGUCCCAAAAGAAGAGGGAUGACCAGUAACCCUCUGCUUGUUCACAAAAAGAACAAGAGAAUCUUUAUUAACUCUUUCAGGGCUGAAUAUUUUUACAACAUCCGUCAGGAAUGUGCCGCAGAGCAGCCCCCGGCUACCGGAGCUAAAGGCGGAUCUGGCGAGAGAGCAAAGCGAAUGUGCAAUGUAGAAUAAUCUGUAGACAUCGUUUUGCCUGUUGUUGCUGAACAGGACUCUGACUUAUCGCACUCCGAUUUUGAUGCAAAUGAUCUGGAGAUUAAAAACAAAAGUGAUGCACCAGCGUCAGCUGAUCGUAGUGCUGAAUGCGUUUGUGGACUGUGUGAAGACACUACUAUAUGUCAUUAUAAGUUGACACCAGCCUUGAAAGAGUUAAAAAAGGAUUUAUUUAGAAUGUAGAAAAAUUCAAGCAAAAUGCUUAAUAGGGCAAAAGUAGGCAAAAGGAGUGGCCUAAAUGGAAUAACAGAGCAAAAAUGAAUCAAAAAUAGGAAAAUGCAUGGAAGAAAAAUGGUGAUGGAUCUACAAUCAGGGAAUUCUGGAUACAAACCCAGGGUCCCGUCAUGGCCCACCAUCCCAGCAUAAUACAACACUCGCCUCUUCACACACCAAAAUGAUCAAGUCUCAGCUACAGGGGGAAAUACCAUGCAGCAUUAAACUACUGGGGGUCCACGCACAGCUCUCUGUUGAGUCACCCAGAGGACAGUGGGGGUCUUCAUCCGCUCAAUGUGCUCAGUAAGACUCCCAACAACUACAAUAACUCAACUUCUGACAGGAAUAAAUAGCCAGAAGGAGGAGCCAACAGCCAUGACAUCAUGGAGGCCCCGCCUGCUGGGGCUCCACCCACAAAUUUACAGGGUGUGGAGACACAUUUAAGGAGGCAAAUCACAAAUAACAAAUGAUAAGGGAAACCAGCAGAAGUACAAAAAUAAAUAAAUAAUACCAAAAACAACAAUAAAACAAAAAAAAAAAAUUUAAAUUGACACUCAAGAGUAAAUAAUCCUGUCAAAGAAUAAGUCGCCUUCAUCAUUGUUCAAACCAUGACGGUCAGAAUGCUCAGCCACAUUGUCCAAAUGUCAGUACGCUCCUUAUGUAAUAACCCGCCAGGGCAACAGGGGGCGCUGUCGCUAACACCGUCUUCUCUGCCAAAUUCCUAACAGUCUGCCCAGUGAGGACAAGUAGCUCCACCCCUUCCGGUCCCACCGACAUAAAUCCCGGGAGUCCCAGAAGGAGGCGUCACUUUUGGCCCAUGCAAGCCACAGGACAGAGCUCUCUAACUGGCAGACCACCUUAAAAUCCUUUUUUUCAACACCCGUGAAGGGACCUGCACUGAGACGUGCAACUUAUGGAGUUUUGUUUCUUAUUUUUUUCUUUCUUGUUUGGACAAAUAAAGGGGACAACCCGGCUGGGGUCCCAGAAAUUCUCUCUUCUCCAGCCUGUCAUAACCACACACGUUUAUGUUUUAAAUUUUGUUGGAAGGUUCUCAUUUAUUAUUAAUGCUGCGUCUGUAGGAGGCGCUACAGGCUCUGUGAUCUGGCAUGAAACCAUAAGCCACAAGUGAUCUGUUCAACAUCAACCAUGACAUAACCCGGGACCCCCACUGAGUCUCUCCAAGCACCUGCCUUCACCUUAGCAGGAACAUGGAAACAGAAGCGCUCUGAUGGGACGUUCACUACAGGAGGCGCUAUACAGAUUGCAUUUUAAGGCUCUGUGACUUACCAGGCCUGGUUGUCUGUUCAACGCCCCACUGCCACCCUCUGUGGUCUUCACAUGACAACAGUGAAGCCCACACAGCCAUCUGUCAUCGCUGACCUUCUAACCUGAAAGCUGCAAAGCGCAUACUGUGCCAGAGUUUAGGGCCACUCAGACCCCUCCAUCUUUUCCUGGUCCACUACUGCUGCCCAUGUCCAUUACACACAGAGCUUCUUUCCUCCUGCUGUUCCUGCUUUUCCCAGCUUACUAAUCCCAGGGUGUCCUCUUGGCCUCCACCUCUCCUUCUCCAGAGGAUCCCCUUCAUUCGACA